Molecule: messenger RNA, 1909 nt
Organism: Notechis scutatus (mainland tiger snake)
Lineage: Eukaryota; Metazoa; Chordata; Lepidosauria; Squamata; Elapidae
Gene: PRTFDC1
Product: phosphoribosyl transferase domain containing 1
Biological process (GO): purine ribonucleoside salvage
Cellular component (GO): cytosol
Molecular function (GO): hypoxanthine phosphoribosyltransferase activity
Source: RefSeq, a predicted model, not a curated record
CGUUUUCCUCCCCCUCCUUCUCCUCGCCUCUCUAUUCUCCCUCCUCAAGGCUUUGUCCAGCCCCUUGUGAAGAUGGCGGGGCUGAGCAGCAGGACUAGCGUGGCAGAGGCGCCGAGAAGCAGCGGCCGAGGGGUCGUGAUUUCAGAUGAUUGGCCAGGAUAUAGCUUGGAUCUGUUUACAUAUCCACAGCAUUACUGUGGAGAUCUUGACUAUGUCCUCAUACCCCAUGGGAUCAUUGUUGACAGGAUAGAACGUCUGGCCAAAGAUAUCAUGCAAGACAUUGGACACAAUGACAUCGUGGUUCUCUGUGUACUUAAAGGUGGCUACAAAUUCUGUGCUGAUCUUGUGGAACAUAUUAAGAACCUCAGUAGAAACUCAGAAAGGUUCAUCUCCAUGAAAGUUGACUUUGUUAGAGUGAAAAGUUAUCAGAACGACCAAUCUAUGGAAGAUACUCGGAUCAUAGGAGGAGAUGACUUUUCAAAACUGUUUGAAAAGAAUGUGCUUAUUGUGGAGGACAUCAUUGGGACUGGAAGGACUAUGAAAGCACUCCUGGACAGUAUUAAAAAACAUAAACCCACAAUGGUUAAGGUAGCAAGCUUGUUGGUGAAAAGAACAGCUCUACCAGAUGGAUUCAGGCCUGAUUAUUAUGGAUUUGAAAUUCCAGAUUUAUUUGUGGUGGGUUAUGCCUUAGACUACAAUGAGUACUUCAGAGACCUAAAUCACUUAUGUGUUAUCAAUAACCACGGCAAAGCAAAAUACAGAGUCUAAAGAAUAACUAAUCAUCUUUGUCUGGAACAUUGGUGGUCCUCAUGAUCAUCACCAUAAGAACAGAUCAACUCAUCUCAUUCGGACUGGACCAAAUAUGGCAUCUCCCCUUGGACCUUGGAUCACCUUGGAUUUUGACAUAGUUGAACUCCUUUAUUUCCUUCAGACUUCCUAGGAUAACCAGGAUAAGUCAAAGGCAGAUAUAAUACAGUAUUCUACGUCCAAAAGAAUAGAAAUUAGAGGUGAAAGAAAACUUGCCUAUUAACUUUUUGUACCCUGCUUUGCCCAACCUUAACAUGCCAGAUUUGUUGGAGUUAAACUCCCAUUGUUUUUAACCAUCAAGGUUCCUUACCCUGUGUAACAAGUGCCUUUAAAAAUGUGUGUUGAACACAACUGCACAAUGAUUAGUGGUCUCUGUGGGGCUAUUAUAGGAAUUAUUAUAUUUUAAUGGUGCAGUUGUUAGCUCAUUUUUCUUCAGACAAUGUUGUAGUGCCUUUACUUAAGCUCUUUUUUAAGAGAUUUGAAUGCAUAAUUGUUACCAUCUCCUUUCUAUGACACAAUCAUUGUUGAGAUAUUUAUUCUCACCCAUUAUUUAAAACUCAAAGGAGCAAAGACCUCAAACUAAAUGAUUUUCUCUGAACUCAAUAGCUCUUUGUGAAACUCCUGAGAUAAUUUAGGCUGGUCAAAAAUGGCUUUAGCCAAUGUUUGAGUUCAUAGAAGCAAACAGACUCCAUUGUGGUUUAAACAUUGUGUUUUGUAUAUCAUUGCUUUUGUUUUAGUAUUAUGUGUAAACCAUCUCACUAUAGCAUGUUCAGCUAAACAUAGUUUUAAACCAUUCCAUGACUAGCAGGCAGGGAGGAAGUGCCAUAAGUAAGCAAACAAUUGUCUUCUUAUUCAAAGUCCAGUAUUAUGUACACUAUAUUAUAACCUUCUAGUAUGCUUCAAAACUAAUUUAGGAUUUGAAAUGAUAGUAGUCCUAGUCUUACAUUCUUAACCAGGGGAAUUCAAAAGAUGGCAAUUUGUCAUCUUUUAUUUGUUUCAGCAGCUUCUUGCAUUCUAAGGUUGAUGGAAAUUGAAAUCUAGUAUCUAGAGGGUAAGGACAAUUGCUUACGCUUCAUCUGAUCUUAGUGUCAUGCUGUCUUUG